Messenger RNA from Fundulus heteroclitus (mummichog), 1958 nucleotides. RefSeq lists its product as uncharacterized. The record is from RefSeq and is a predicted model, not a curated record. Lineage: Eukaryota; Metazoa; Chordata; Actinopteri; Cyprinodontiformes; Fundulidae. Gene Ontology annotation, biological process: DNA recombination; DNA integration. Bases 14 to 1531 code for a protein of 505 amino acids. Gene Ontology annotation, molecular function: DNA binding. The transcript is spliced from 6 exons.
GUUUGAAGCAAGGAUGUCAGAGAACAAGAAGGCCCUUGAAAAUGUGAUGACGUUCAGGACAUUGAAAGAGAAUAAAUGGGAUGAGUGGGUGUCUUCGCAUGCACUGAGGAACCUCAGAGAGUCGAAGUGGAAUAAACCUCUUCUUAUCCCCUACUGUGAAGAUGUUGUGAGACUGCACAACCACAUUGACACAGAAAGGCCCAAGUAUCGAUCCAAUCUUGAAACUGCACCAAAUAAGAGGAACUGGUUAAAUCUUGCUAAACUAACACUUUGUGAAGUGAUCGUCUUCAAUCGUAGGAGAGAGGGAGAAGUUUCAAAGAUGUCCUUGAAUGACUUCAUGUUGAGAAACACCUUUGCCAGUAAUCCAGAUCUUGAUCUUGCCUUGACUGACAUGGAAAAGAAGCUCUGCAAAUACUUUGAGCGUGUGGAAAUCAAAGGUAAGCGGGACAGAAAGGUCCCUGUCUUACUCAGCCCAGACAUGGUGUCCUCCAUACAGAUGCUGGUGAGAUAUCGACGACAAUGUGAUGUGCCAGAUGAGAAUGUGUAUUUGUUUGGUAGACCUGAGGCAGAAAGUCACCUCAGAGGAUCUGAUGCCAUCCGUGCUAUUGCAUGUGAAUGCGGGGUGAAGGACCCUCAAACGUUGACAUCAACAAGAUUAAGGAAACAAAUGGCAACAAUGUCACAAGUUCUAAACUUGAAAGAGAAUGAGGAGGACUGCCUUGCAGGUUUCAUGGGUCACAACAUCAGGGUCCAUCGACAAUAUUAUCGGCUCCCUGAAGGGACAUUACAAGUUGCGAAAGUUGCAAAGUUGCUUAUGGCCUGUGGAAGAGGAGAGCUAUCAAAAUUUAAAGGCCUGACAUUGGACGAGAUCAACGUUGAUCCAAAUGAGGAAGUACCUGAAGACAGCUCUCUAUCUGGAAGUGAAGAUGAAGAUGUGAUGUCGAGUCUAUCCUCUAACUCAUCAGGUCUAAGACCAGUGAAAAUGACUAGACCCGUUCACAGGACACCUACAGAGGAGGACCAGGAGUCUGAUGCUUCAUCACAGCUAACCAGAGGUAGAUCAAGGAACUGGACAGAGGAGGACCAUGACUCUGAUACCUCAUCACAGCCAUUGAAUCACUGUUUUGAGUCAAGACCUGUGAAGAAGAUGAAACCCACCAAGAGGACACCUAGAGAGGAGGACCCUGAGUCUGGUACCUCAUCACAGCCAAGAAAAGACGAGUCAAGACGUGUGAAGAAGAUGAAACCCACCAAGAGGACAUCUAGAGAGGAGGACCCUGAGUCUGAUACCUCAUCACAGCCAAGAAAAGAUUCAUCAAGAAAGAAGAGGAAGAUGUGGAGCAAAGCAGAAGUCCACGCUGUGGAACAAAAGCUAAUGCACAACAUUAAGACUGGCAAGGUUCCUGGGAAAGCACAGUGUCUUGAAUGUAUCCAUGCAUUCCCAGAUGCACUGAAAGGUAGGACCUGGGAUGCUGUGAAAUACUAUGUGAAAAACCGCAUAGACACCUGGAAACGGCGGUCUACGAGGUAACUGCAAGCUCUUGUUUUGUGUUUGAAAGAGCAACUGUUAAUGCAGCUCUCACCAUUUGAUCUGUUGAUUAGCUGAACCUCAGAGGUCAGCUUUUGAAGUUCUGCUGUUAGAGAGCAGUGAUCUGCUCAGAUUGCACUUUAUUUUAUGCAAUUUAUUUCAUACAUAACAGAAAUUUUUUUGUACUGUUAUGCUUCUUCAAUUCAUGGAUUAGCAAAUGUUUUAAAAAGUUUGUUUAACCCUCACAUAUUGCUCAUAUUCUGAGUCAUAAUUACUCUACACCAGGGCUUCUCAAUUCCAGUCCUCGCACCCCCCUGCCCUGCAUGUUUUAGAUGUGUCCCUCCUUCACCACACCUGAUUUAAAUGAUCAGCUCGGCAUCAAGCUCUGCAGAGGCCUGAUAACGAGACACUCAUUUGAAUCAGGUGUGGU